UUAUGGUUGUUUGCUUUUGUACCUGAAAUACGUGCUGCUACUUCCGCAAACUGGGAUUUAUUUAUUUUUUUUAUUUUAGUUCUUGGAAGUGUAAAAUUUUAGAUACGUAGUCGCUCUCGUGUACAACCAUGGAGGACCAAAAUCAAGACUCUCCAGGUUUUUCAACUCCUGGUACUGUAAAAUCAAAGUUGGAUGCGCUGUCAAAAGAAGAUCUUGUAAAGUUUACAAAAAAACAGAUGGCAGUGUUGCAGAAAGUCAAAUCAAAAUGUGCAGAGCUGGAGAAAGAGGUUCAGGAGCUUAAAGACAAAACACAAACUGGAGCGGAAGAAGCAAUAAUUCAGGAGUUGACAGAGAGGAUGGAUGCUGUUCUUCUGGAAAAGGCUGAAAGUCAGCAAAGAUUAGUAGUGCUACGAAAAGAAAGUGAAAAAGCGAAAAAAGAAGCACAGGAAGCCCAGGAGAAACUAUCUGAGAUGCAGCAACAACUUGACCUAUCCAGAGAAGACCAGCAAAAGCAGAUUGAAGUUUUGAAAAAUGAUUUAGAAUCACUUAAAUUGAAACAUACUGAGGAGGUGGCUGAUUUUCAAAGACUUUUACAUGAAUCUCGUGAAAAACAAGAAAAACUUACUAAUGAGUUAGAACUCCGCAAUAGCCAUGAAAGUGAAAUAUCUGUACUGGAAAAACAGGUCAAGAUGGAUCAGGAAGAUUACUUGGAACAAAUUAACAACUUAAAGCAGCAACUAAGUCUCUUUGAGAAGGAAAGGGAGGAGGAGGCAGCACUCAAAGAAAGUCAAAGAACAGUGAUGGAAGAAUUGAAAAAAGAGGUCGAAGUUCUUCAUGGAGAGCUGUUGAAUAUGAGGGUUGCUCAUGAUAAUGAAGUAAAAGAGUUAAGUGAUCAACUAGAUACUGCAGCUACUGAGUAUGAAGAAGAGAGAGAGAGGCUCUUACGUCUUAUAGAGGACCAACAACAACAGUUAAUUGAGAAAGAAAAAAAUCUUCAUGAUGUGAAGGAAGAAGAAGAAGAGGAGGAAGAAGCUAAAAGAGACUUAGAAAAGUGCCAGUCAGAAGGGUUUGUCUGCGAGAAGCAAGAUGAUGAAAUGUCAAAGCUAAAGACGUCAUUAAAUAGUUUACAGUCACAAGUAAGCAUCCUUCAGGAUGAAUUAACAUACUUGAGCAAUCUGAAGUUAAGCCUGGAGAUGGAACUGCAGCAUACAAAGGAUGAGUUCCUUCACGAGAGGGAGGAACUGGAGUUUAAGGUUAAUGAAUUGCAACUCUACAAGGAAGAUGCAGAAGGUAAUGUAGCCAAAUGUAAAGCAGAGCUUCAAGCCACUCAUGAUUCCUGGGAAGUGGCACUAAGUCAGCAUCAGGUUGAACUACAGGCUCUUCAGGAGCAGUAUCAGAAGGAGAUUGCAUCUCUGGAGCAAACUUUGCUUUCUUCUAAUGAAAAGGAAAAGGCUCAACUUUUAGCUGAAAUAAAGGAGCUCAAGACUCAGUGUGAAGCUCUGUCAUAUGAAAAAAGGGAAGCUGUCAGCAGUUAUGAAAAAUCCCAAGAAAUCCUACAAAACCUUCAGCUUGAAUUGGGUGUUACCACUGAAAAUGUGGCAAAGCAGUUCAAUGCUUUGAAGGAACGUGGAGCAUCUGAAAUCCAUGUACUUCAACAGAAGCUAAGGGUUGCCUAUAAUGAAAAGGAUAGCCUUCUUGAGACAAUUAAGAAUUUGGAGUGUCAGGUAGAAGCAGCUUGUCAGAAUGCAACGGAAGAGUUUAAGCUUUCUUUAAGCAAGUGUAAAGAGGCAAAUACAGAGUUAACUUCUCAGCUUCAGCAUAAAGACAUAAUCAUCCAGGAGAUUAAGGCAGAGGUGGAAGCAUUACAUUUGGAAAAGGAGAAUUUUACUGUCACAUUAAAGGAUUCAGAGAUAGAAGUUGAAAGGCUUAAGGAGCUUUUGCAUGAAGAGCAGAUACAAAGUGGUGAAGUUCAGCAGAAGAUAGAUGAUCUUAAAGAGGACUUGGAAAAAUUAAAGCUAGGCAUGGAAGAUAAAGAGAACCAACUAAAACAUGUUACUGCAGAAAAUGAUAGUCUUUGUAGGCAGCUGGAAUGUAUGGAGAGCAAAUUGCAGGACAGUUCCACAGAGAAAGAAAAAAAUCUUUUGGUGUUUAAAGAAGAAAUAAUACAUUUGCAAGAAGAGCUAAGAGUCAGUCAAGAAGAAAAUUUAAACCUUAUACAGUGUAAAGAGAAAAGUGAAGAUCAGGAGAGGUCUUUGCAGUUGGUCUUGCAAGAGAAAGACGCACUGAAGAAAAAUGUAGAGGAAAAGCUGCACCAGCUAUCGGAAGUUAGAGUUCAAGCCUUGAAGUUCUGGCAGCAAGAUCCUUGCUUACAAAAGAUUGAAUGUAAUGAAGACAUAAAAGAGGAUGCAUCCCUUUUGAUUCAAAGUCUCUUAUCAAAAAUUUCUGAUGAAAGGCACAGAGUUAUUUUACAAACAGAUGAGCAAAUAGCACAGCUACAAAAUGCUAUCGAAAGACAAAAAGAAGAAAAUCAACUACAGUUUUCGGAGCAUCAGAGUUUUAUCGAGGACUUGAGUAAAGAAAGAACUCUUUUAAAGGAAAACCUUGAAGAAGUUAUUGCAGAUAAAGAGGGCCUACAGAGGGACUUGUUAGAGAUGCAGAAUAGAAAUGAAAAAACUAGGGCUGAAAAUGAAGCUCUGCUUGUGCAAAUUGGGGAACUCUCUGAAAAGAUGAAGGUGGCUGAAUGCACCAUUGAAAAAGAACAGAAAGUGACCAGUGUUUGCGUGGAAAAAGACUUGCAGAAUACUCUGGCAGAAAAGGAGAAGGAAAUUUUAAGUCUGCAGCAAGAAAUUUCAGCUUUAAAGGAAGCUGAACAGAACUAUUUAGCAACACAAGACUCCAAUGACAAAGAGUUAAAAAAAAAGUUAGAAAAAGAACUGCUUGAUAAAGAUGAAAAGAUGAAUAAGAUAAAAGCUGUGGCUGUAAAGGCAAAAAAGGAACUAGAUGCCAGUCGGAAAGAAGUUCAAGCCUUGAAAGAAGACCUGGAGUCUGUAAAAUCUAACCGUGAUCGACUCUCCUGCUCCAUGAAGGAUGUAAUCCAAAGUGCAGAAAGUUACAAGAAUCUUGUAGCUGAAUAUGACAAGCUGACUGAACAACUGGAGCUAGAAAAGCAGAGAGCAAAUAAUUGUGAGCGUCAGGUUGGAGAAGUUAAAAGUCUCCUGCAAGCUGCUGUCCUACAGGAAGACCAGUUGAGAUCAGAAAAUGAGGAUUUGGCUGCCCGAUCUGAAACACUGCAACACAAUGUCAAGCAAUUAGAAGUGCAAAUCAUGGAUAUUCAGAAGGCAAAAUUGUUUUUGGAAAAAGAACUGGAAGGAGAAAGACUUCUAAAGGAGCAAACAAUUAAGGAUCACAGUACAGCAUUAAAAGAAGUUGAAGACCUGCAAAGUCAACUUCAGAAGCAGAAGCAACAGUUUUCUCAAACAACCCAGGAGCUGGAACAACUGAGGAAGGGUGCACAGCAAAGCACGUUAAUGGACAUUGAAAUUGCAAAUUAUGACCGUCUUGUUAAAGAACUGAAUCAGAAGAUUUCAGUGAAAGAAAAACAGAUUGAGGAGGACAAGGAGGAAAUAAAUAUGUAUAAGCAAAAACAAGAGAAUCUGCAUGAGGAAAUAACAUCUUUGAAGUCUCUUCUAGAGCAAGCUGAAGAUAAAAACACUAAGAUUAAGCAGCUUUUAGUCAAGACGAAGAAGGACCUCUCAGAUUCAAAAAAAUGUGAAGCUGAUCAGUUGAUUGUCCAUGCAGGUUUGAAAGGGGAGCUGGAAGCAUGUCAGCAGCAGCUAGAAGACUUUAAGCUUCAGUGUGCCGAUCUUACCGCAGAUAAACACAAAUUACAAGAACAGUUGAGGACAAUGGCAGAGCAACACCAUCGUGCAACCAAUGCGUUUCAACAGAAAAUCACAGCUCUGCAGGAAGAGUGCAAUACUGCUAAGGAAGAACAGGCUUCAACAGCAGCAGAGUUUGAAAGUUACAAAGUCCGUGUUCACAAUGUGUUGAAACAGCAAAAGAAUAAGUCCUCAUCACAAACUGAAAAUGAUGUAUCCAAACAGGAAAGAGAAUAUUUAGAAAAUGUGAUGGAACAGCUCAAAUCCAAGUUGCAGGAAACCCAGAAGAGCCUGAAAGUGAACACAGAUGAUCUCCAGACAUUGCAGAUGGAACACGACACUUUGUUGGAGCGUCACAACAAGAUGCUGCAGGAGACUGUAGCCAAAGAGGCUGAACUGCGGGAGAGGGUUUGCACAGUUCAGUCGGAGAAUGCAGUGCUGAAAACGGAACAUAGCCAAAUGCUGAGUCAACUAACAGCCCAGAAUGAAUCUCAGAGGAAUACCUUCCGGGAUCAGAUGCGCCAUCUUCAGGAAGAGCACAGGAAAACUGUUGAGACACUGCAGCAACAGGUCAAUAAACUGGAAGCUCAGCUGUUCCAGUUACAGAAGGAGGCUACAGCAGCAAGUCCUCCACCUGGUCAACAGCUUAAGAAGAGUCUUCAGGAGAGGAAGUAUACAGAUCAAACAGUCUAUGAUCUGCAGUCUAUGGAUAGAGAGGAGGGAGAAGGAAUGGAAACUACAGAUACCGAGUCUGGAUCCUUGAUGAUCACCUCCAUACCAUCCCUAGAGCAACUUCUGAACUCGCCUGAGCCUAAGACAGAACCAUCAUUAUGGCAGGCAGAGCCCAGUAAAGAGCAGCUGACACAGAAGCUAAACAGUGCAACUAAGAAUAUUGAUCACCUGAAUGGACUGCUUCGAGAGUCAGAAGCCACAAAUGCUAUAUUGAUGGAACAGAUCACGCUUUUAAAGAAUGAAGUCAGGAGACUUGAAAGAAAUCAAGAACGGGAGAAGUCAGUGGCCAACUUGGAGUACCUGAAGAAUGUCCUGCUACAGUUUAUAUUCCUUAAAUCUAGUAGUGAAAGACAGGCACUCCUCCCCGUCAUCCAUACUAUGCUGCAACUGAGCCCAGAGGAGAAGAGUAAACUGUCAGCGAUAGCACAAGGUGAAGAUGAGGCAACAUCGACAAGCAGAUCGUCUGGGUGGACAUCGUAUCUUCACAGUUGGUCAGGAAUAAGAUGAGAGUGUUUUUCUGUUUUAUUUUUCUUUUUUAUAUUUACAUGUAGUUCCGAAGACACUGUACAUUCCACAAUUUUCACUGUGAAUUUCUGCUGUGUGACUCCCACCCCCUUUUAUCAAAAUGAAUUCUGAAGCAGUUAUUGUUUUCUUCAUGUUGUUAAACCUUUUAAAAAGGAAGUUAAUUUUAACUUUAAAAAGGUACGUUUUCACUUUAAAUUAUCUUAAAUAUCGGAAAUAUUUGGCACAAAGUAUUUAUUGAUGAUUAUUUUUUAGUCUUUUCUAUUUAGACACCUUUAUUUUAUUAUACAUUACUGGUAAAUCUGCAAUUUCUUUUGUUCCAUUUUAUUUAACUUUAUAAUAAGUUCUAUGUGCUUAAAAGCAUCGUCUCACUGAAGGACUUUUUUUCAUUCAAACUUCAGAAAUUAUUGCUUAUUUUUUUUAGCUAGAAAGCGUGCACCAAUGUAGCCUGAUUUUGACUUUGUUCAGCUAAAGUUUUCUUUUUGCUUCUCCGGUCCGUACAAAAUGGGAGAAAACAACAGCAAUGAACUGAGAAAGAUGUUAAAUGGUUGAAAUGUAAAGAAACUGCUUCCAUUAUAGCUUUCUCUUUCAGCAUUCUCAGUUUUUACCGCCUGUUUGUUUUUUAGAUUUCUGAGGUUAUUAUCUAUUUUAAAAUUAAAACGAUUAUCAGUAAUUAAAAGCUAAAAAUGAUUUAAUAUAUACUAUUGUGACAUAAAUGAAUGCAGCCUUUAAUCCAUUUUCCAUGACAGGAAAAUGUGGCAGUCGUGAAGCCAUUGUAGGCGUCACCGUCUUUAGGUUUUUGUCAUUCGUUAACACUAUGAAGCUUCUGUCUCUUUUUUUCGUAUUUAAAAUUCUUUCUUUGAACAAGGCAGCAUUGUGUUAAAAAAAGGUUUUUGGAAGUUUCCUUUUAUUGCAUAUCAGCCUUUCAGUUUCAGAAUUUUCAUCUUGGCAUUGAUUUAAAUAAAUGAAAAUUCUGAUAACUGAAACUGUUUACAUUGUAGAAUACAAUUACUUGAUUAACUUAACUAAUGAAUCAUCUCUGUAUUUUUGUAAUGAAUUAUUUGAGUAAUUAAAUAAUAUAAAUCUUGUUAGACUAUUUUAACCAGAAAAUUCUGUAAGCUCUGAGUUGCAAGGAGGAGUUGCAACCCUGUAGAAGGAUUCCAGUUUUUACAGGUUGUGUGACAGUAACAAUUGCAGGCCUGAAGGUUUGGUGUUUUAUUACAGUUAACUAACAUCACUCUCUAUAAAGUGUAUGCUUAAAGUAUGGCGUGUUCUGUGGUUAAUAACUGACAGGACUGGUCAUGCUUCAUUAAAAACCAGUGAGGUAGUCCUACUGAUUUUCAGCUAGCAUGGUCUUAAGGUCCUUUCUCUUCCUGCCAUUGCACUUCUCUGGCAGCACGUUUUUUCAGACAAAGGUGACGUGGCCCAAGGUUAACUCUGACGGGCAGGGAUUGCCCAUUAGCCUGUCGUAGGCUCCAGUAAAGCCAGGAGGGCCGGGCGUGAUGGCAUACUGUACACUGAAGCAGUGCCUUGCGUGUUUUUCAUAAGAGCUCCUCAAGCCUGCAGUAUAACAAGGAAAUACAAAUCAUGCCAUCAUGUUUCAGCAGUGGUCUCAAACACCCUCCCCUCACCCCUGCCAGAUGAAUAACGUUACAGAGGCCACGGAGUUAAAUGGGAAUUCAGUAACAAAAAGGGCUUUGAUUUAAAAAAAAUAAAUAAGUAAACAAAUAAAUAAAUAAAUGAAGGAAUGUAACUUUCUUUUAGUGGGAUUUCUUACUUGAGAAAUGAAGUUUUGUAUAGUAAUAGUAACAAAUGUGAAACUUAUAGUCAUUAAGCUUAAAGGGUCAAGCUGAUUUUUUUUUUCUUUUCUGUCAACUUAAAAUACUUUUACUAUUUCUUUUAAAACAUUUGUAUUCGUUUAGCAUUUUUGCACUGUGAAAUUUAAAAAGAAAAGCCAAAACAUGUUUAUUAAAAUCUUUGAUUGUUCUUGAGACUUGCUGCUUUUACACAAGAUAAGACAUGGUGAAUGUGCAAUUUUUUUACAGCUCACACUUGCCCAUGCUGUGCUAUGAAUAAACAAAAUAACAAAGUA
Molecule: messenger RNA, 7224 nt
Organism: Polypterus senegalus (gray bichir)
Lineage: Eukaryota; Metazoa; Chordata; Cladistia; Polypteriformes; Polypteridae
Product: GRIP and coiled-coil domain-containing protein 2
Exons: 23
Coding region: 129-5117 (1662 amino acids)
Biological process (GO): late endosome to Golgi transport
Cellular component (GO): Golgi apparatus
Source: RefSeq, a predicted model, not a curated record